UCUGUCCUAUCCUCUCACCCAGUUGUUACCUAGACGUGGGCGAGCAGGGUAGUGUACACCUAUCGGGACGAGUGUUAUUACAAAGUGAGCAGUUGCGCCUUACCCUGUGAUUAUGAAAGGAAGUGCUUGUGCUAACUAUCUAAUAUGUUGACAGAAGCAGCGUCAGAUCACGGUUGAAGUGGUGCAAGUGGCUUUAUUAGUGAGAAAAUAGAGAAAUUAAUAAUGGCGGACACGGAGAGUGGAGCGGUGACCAUGGAGGAGCAGGAGCAGGGGAUGGAUGACUCCAAGAACCCGUGCCAGCAGGACUCCGCCUACGGUUCCCUGGAGUCCUCCUCGCAGGGCCCCUCGCAGAAAAGCAGUUACAGCGGCAGCAAGAGUCUCAACAGCGGGUCCAGUCACAGCAGCGGGUUUGGGGACAAUGCCGACUUCAGCGAGAACUGCCUUAAGGACACGAAACACAAGGACCACAAAAGAAAGAAGAUCAAAGAGAAGACAGAAAAAAAGGUGGAGAAGGCAGAGAAAAUGACAAAGGAGGAGAAGAAGGAGAAGGAGAAGACCCGCUCUGCCCAGGACCACCAUGACCCCAGGCUGACCAGUGAGACCGCUAGCAGCAUAGCCACCGGCAUGGAGGAAAGCAGCUUAGCAUUCAAUUGUAACAGCAAUGAUGGGGAUGAGAGAACAGAUCAGCCCAACCUUGUGUACACCCAGGCACUCAACUACAUCAGGAAGAUCAAGGAACGGUCUGCUGAGCAAGGAGUGCCCUUUGCAAGCCCUGAGUUGGCCCAGCUGCCAAGGGACACACAUGAUAUUGCAGCCUUCCUUAAGAGCUUCAAGAGUACAAGAGGGUUCACGGUGGCGAUCAGUGUGCAGGAUGGGCUGGUGCUGCAGGUGUCGCCAGCACUCACCGAUGUGCUGGGGUUCCCUAAGGACAUGCUGAUUGGCCAGUCCUUCAUUGAUUUUGUCUACCCCAAAGACUCCAUCAACCUGUCCGCAAAGAUCAUACAUGGACUUAAUCUGCCCUUCAGGAAUGAGAGUAUUAAAGACAACUACGGCACCUCAUUCUUUUGCCGUAUGCGCAUGUACCACAGCCUUAGGAGCUCAGGGUUUGGCGUGAGGAACAAACGCACCAUAUACAAGCCGUGCAAGAUGAUACUUAAGUUCCACGACCCAACCUGCCUUGAUGAGACGGCCUCCACCUGCGGAUCCAACUCCUCCCUUCUGCUGGCGGAGGUCAUCCCCAUCCAAAGCAUCUACCAGGUUCCUGAGGAGACACCGGCCAUGGGGAGCUUCAGCAUCAGACACACUGCCUCCUGCAACUUCUCGGAAUAUGACCCAGAGGCCAUCCCCUACCUGGGCCACCUCCCGCAGGAUCUCACCGGCAACUCUGUGUUCGACUGCUACCACCCUGAGGACCUGCCGCUGCUGAAGGAGGCAUAUGAGGAGAUGGUGAGGGAGCAAGGCAACCCCCACAGGAGCAAGCCUUAUCGUUUCCGUACGUUCAACGGAAGCUAUGUCACGCUGGAGACGGAGUGGCUGUGCUUCGUCAACCCCUGGACCAAGAGGAUAGACUCCAUCAUCGGCCAGCACCGCGUCCUCAAGGGUCCAAGUGACAUAGCCAUUUUCCUUGACCCUGGAGACAAGGCGCCAACACCCCUGCCAGAGGAGGUGAUGAAGGAGGCACAGAAGGCACAAAAGGAGAUCAUGGAACUGCUGGCCAAGCCUGUGGUGGCAUACAAGGACCCCAGCAAAGGAUCACAAGAGAUGAGGCGCAGGACUUUAGCCAACAUGAUGAGCUCCAUAGUGGACGAGCUGGACAACCUGGAGAAAAAUGAGACCCAAGUGGCUAACCAGUACUCCCUGCCAGCCCUGCGUCAGUGCACCAAGGCCGGCAAGCCCCACCACCACCCGCCUGACAGACCAGACCACAGCAGCCCAUUUCCCACCACCCAGGACCAGGCCUCAGUGGUUAUGGGUGAGAUCUCCCCUCACCAAGAUGAUCGUUGCUAUGAGUCGUAUCCUUCCACCUCCACUCCGUCCAGCUACAGCAAGCUCAACUACAAUGAGACCAUGCAGAGGUUCUUUCGGAGUCAGCCCAAGACCGUGUCAUCUGACGAGAGCGGCGACAGCAAGAUGGAAGUGUCCCACCUUGGCAGUGUUGGCUCCAACACCAACAAGCAGUCGCAGGAUAACUCCCAGUCCCAGUCAGGAUCAGGUUCAGGGGACAACUGUGACCACACCAGGAAGUCCGAGAGCACCGCCAAUGGGAGUGGCAGCGGCAGCGGGGCCACAGGACGCACCUCCAGCCAGGGGGGAUCAUACAAACACGUGCAGCUGACGGAGGAGGUCCUGUCAAGGCACAACGCAGACAUGCAGAAGAUGUUUAUGCAGCGGCAGAGGACAGGACCCAAGCCUCAUAAGGACAAGGGCAAGCUGAAAACCAUGAAGAAGCUCAUUAAGAGGCCUGGAGAGAGAACGUGUGGUGUGAAGCGGGGCGGUGGAGCUAUGGAGCACGAGGCCACCGCCAGCAAGCAGCCCUUCCUGGCACCCUCAGCGGCAGGCUCCAGCUCCUCCCUCAAGCCUUCCUCUGUGGAUGUGUGGGGGCAGGGAGAGAGCCAGACACACAUACAGUCCUCUGGGUCUGCAGGGGCAACGGUGGGCCCCGGCACCACCCACGUGGCAGCAUCCCAGUACCCAAGCAUUGUGCCAGGCUUCUACUUCCCCACCAGCACCUCCAGCAUCUCCCAGGUGCCUCCCGUGUCCCGUGCCCCUGCCCCAGUGCCCCUGGUGCUCCCCUCACAGCAGCCCACCUUCCUCCACCCUCAAGGGGUGGCAGCAGUUCCUGUCCAGUACAUCCCGGGGGUCAUGUACCAGCCAGUGGGGCCACCUCUGUUCAACGCGCCACCACUCAUGCUGCCCAACGUGGUGUACCAGCACACAGCGGUGCACACACCCCUCAACCAGGUGCCUGUACCCAUGUCUGAUGGAGAGAAGCCCUCCGGGGCUGAGAGUGACCACGACCUAUUUGAGCCCAUCCCUCAGUCAGCCAAGAGCUUCAUCGCCAAGCACUCCACCUCACACCUGCGCCGGCCAGACUCUCAGGCCACGUCUGUGAAGGCCGAGCCCGGGUCUGCCCGGGGUAGCACAGCUUCUGCCUCAGGGAAGGUGAUCAGCUCCCACUCCCAUGUGGCAGAGAGCAUCAGAUCCUAUGUGGAGGACACCACUACUGUGUCCCCAGGGUGUGCCCCCAAGGAUACUGAGAAGAAACGUGCCUCAUCACAGGUCUCACAGUAUUCACAGUCCACCAGCGUGCGGGCCGAGGCCGAGAGUAUCGGCUCCCCGGAGAAACAGGACAAGAUGACCAUGGAGCCGCGCCAUGAGAACUCCAGUGACAUGGUACUGUCAGUGACCAGCUCCACCGGCUCUCCUGGCGAGUACAAGUCUAGCGAUGACAGCAUGCAAAACGUGUCAGACUCCAGCGAGGUAUCAGGCAUGGGCAUGAAAUGGAACAUUCCCCGUGCCAAGUGCCAGCGGCCAGUGCUGAGCGACCCACCGUGGCUGGAAGAUGUGAAGCUGACCCCAGAGCUGCUCUACAAGUACCAGCUGGAAACCAAGGAACUCGUGGAUGUCCUGCGGCAUGACAUGGACAAACUGAAGAGUGUGCGGCAGCCCACAAUGGUGGAUGACCAGCUGUCGUCACUGUACAAUGAGCUGGAGCUUGAUGGGUCCAGCCCUGACCUGCACCUGGAGGAUGGGGUCACCUCCUCCUCAGGUGAUGACCAGGCUGGCACGUCAUCACAGCAGCAGCCAGCACCAAGGAAGAAGAGAUCCUCCUCCUACUUCAGCAAGAUGGCAAUGCUGCAUGAGGAGGAUGCCCCCAUGCCACCCUCAGAGGUCUGGUGUUGCCAUCGCCAGCACGCCCCAGAAACCUCCAGCUCCUCCUCAUAAAACCCUGGGGCAGGCCGUGUGGAUGGCAUGGCCUAGAAGAGGAAGUGGCACAGAGCUCGGCACUUCCCAACCCUUGACAAACUAGUAACGCCAGUGCCUGGCACCCUGGAGGUGGUGGGGCGGCGAGUAGUGCAAACCUGGUACCUGUAGUGAAGUGAGCCUCAAUGCUGAACACUGUGGGAGGACUGGAGAUGCUGUAGUGCUGCUGUGAGGCUGGUGUUGUGAAGCAGGGUGGUACUGCUAGCUGCCUGCUUAGUGACCCUUUGCCUGGUAGAAGGAGGUUGUGAGGUCAGGGGCAGUGGAUGGUGGCAUGUUGACCUGCCCUUGGGAAACUACACAGGUCAUGUUGCCACCCCGACAAGUCACUCAGGGCAGCACGUAACUGGCAGCAUAUUUAUGUCUAUUUGAUCAAGAUGACUUGUAUAUUUCUUUUCCACACAAUCUAUUUUUACUACUGCUUUCUUAGUUCUUCUUGAAGCUGGAGUCUUCAGAGCUUUUAUUCAAGUGGCUCAUGUGUCACUUGGUCCUUACACUCACUGGUUCCUUCCCUCUCUGCCUGCCACGCCUUCUUGAUUGUGCUGGCAAGUCAAGAAAGUGCCAUUUGAUCCUGUAGCGACAUGUCCAGACUCACUUCAAAGAUUCCUGUCUUGGUAACUUUUUAUUUCACUAAGGAAUCCUUCAUCUGUCAUAGAGAAGCUAGGCACUCAUCCUUUCAUCUGGGUAUUGUUUCAGUAAGUCACAUUCAGCAGAUAAUUCAUCCUUAACAGUUUAAUGGGGUACAUCUCGUCAUUCUGAGCAUUGUGAAUGUUGAACUGGAUUGGCAUAUUAAGAAUGAAGUGUAAUGUUUGAGUCUGAGUAUUUGAAGCAUGUUAUUCAACAUGACCCCAAGCAGCCUCUUGCCUCAGUGACCACCUCACCUGAUCCUUGGUGGUUUACAAGAGCUGCUCACCUCUCAGUGACCAGCAGCUGUCUUUAGCUUAAGUGAGUGAUUCUUGGUGCUUUUGUUUUGAAAGAGAGAGUGGACCAGUGGAGAGCAGCAACUCCAGGUGGGACAAUGAGAGAUGUGCAGUUGUCGUGUGUGUGUGUGUGUGUGUGUGACAUCCCAUGUGACCUGUGGGAAAUUUCAUGGAGAAAUACAGAGCAGUAGUGACAGCCUUAUUUUACUUCUGCAGGAAGACAGUGUACUUCUUAAAGAAGUGAUGUGUUGACAUUGCAACACUCCCUGCCAUUUCAGGGAGGAUGUUCCAAGGUGGUACUAUGUCCAUAGAUGCUAUAGGAGAUUGUAAGUGGCAGCUAAGAUGUUACCAAUUUCAGUUAGAAGAGUGUAUCUAUGCAUGUGUGUGUGUGUGUGUGUGUGUGUGUGUGUGGUGAGUGGAUAUGUGUAUGCUGUGUUCAGGAGUGCAGUGGCAGCAGCAUGGUGUGGCAACAUGCCCUGGCAGGCAUCCAGGUGAGGUGAGGUGAGGCGAGGCAAGGCAUGGAAGUCAGUGUGCUAUGUGGCUGUUGUGGGCUGACGUGUCUGGUGUUUUCCAGCCACUGAGGUCCAGCACAGCACUUCAAACAGGAAGCAGUCUUUUCUAAACCUUCAGUGUGCAUUGAAUUAAUCUUUUUUUUUUUUUUUUUUUGUGGGAAUUCCCUUGUUACAGAAUGAAAUAUUAUUUAUUUAUGAGAGAAAUUACAAAGAAUGAUAUAAAUUAGAAACAAACAUUUUAUUAAAAAAAUAAUCAUGAUGUGGCUUGCUGAAGCUGUACCCGAGUCUCAUCAUCAUUGUUGUGCGUACUGUUCACAAUGCCU
Messenger RNA from Scylla paramamosain (green mud crab), 5736 nucleotides. RefSeq names its product period circadian protein-like (gene per). Lineage: Eukaryota; Metazoa; Arthropoda; Malacostraca; Decapoda; Portunidae. Gene Ontology annotation, molecular function: transcription corepressor binding; transcription cis-regulatory region binding. Gene Ontology annotation, biological process: entrainment of circadian clock by photoperiod; negative regulation of transcription by RNA polymerase II; circadian regulation of gene expression. The transcript is spliced from 24 exons. The coding region runs from base 223 to 3945 and encodes 1240 amino acids. Gene Ontology annotation, cellular component: cytoplasm; nucleus. The record is from RefSeq and is a predicted model, not a curated record.